Molecule: messenger RNA, 375 nt
Organism: Colletotrichum orchidophilum
Lineage: Eukaryota; Fungi; Ascomycota; Sordariomycetes; Glomerellales; Glomerellaceae
Exons: 1
Coding region: 1-375 (124 amino acids)
Source: RefSeq, a predicted model, not a curated record
AUGGCCUUGGAUGGACCUGGACAUCCCUCCUGCACGCCUCAUCAAAUCAGUCGGGCCUUGCUGGAGUGGUUCAUCUCCUUUCCCAUGUCUCCAUCCAGCAUCUGCAUCUGCAUCAGUAUCCGCACCUGCCCUCCCGCCGCCCGGGGUUCCUUGGGAAAGGGAAAUAACGAAAUAACGAAAGAGGGAGAGAUACAUACGGAGUAUCAGGCCCUUAUGAGGGAUAGGUGUAGGCGCAUAGAUACUCCGUACAGAUUUCCAUAUACAGACACUCGCGCACCACACUUUUACAGGACACACCCCCGUCACCCUUCCCGCUGGUGGGCCCGCGGGUUCCCAAAGAACAGAAACCGUUCAGUGCCUGCCCACCCUCCAUGA